Messenger RNA from Colletotrichum fioriniae, 936 nucleotides. RefSeq lists its product as uncharacterized. NCBI's taxonomy places the organism in Eukaryota, Fungi, Ascomycota, Sordariomycetes, Glomerellales, Glomerellaceae. The record is from RefSeq and is a predicted model, not a curated record.
AUGUCACUUCGAGCUUCUCUUUUGCUUUUUCUGGUAUCUUCGCUAGAUUUUGCUAGCGCAGCAACUUCACAUACAAAUUGGAAGCGCGAUGGAGACGUUGCCGUAAACGACAAAUGGGCGAACCACGACAAAGUCGUCCCCCUGGCGGAAGCUCCUGGCUAUGAUCUCGAUGGCGAGGUCCAGAUGACUUUCAAACCGCUGAUCCACUCAUGGCACGGAUGUGUUCCAUACGCAGCGGUCGAUGCUGAUGGUGCUGCUGGUGCUGGCUUGAAGCCAACGGGUAAAGCCGGCGGCGACUGCCGCGACUUUGGCCAAACUGGCCAGACUUAUACACGAAUCGGAAAGUCCCACGGUCGGACGGGCAUCAUCUACAGCUACUACCUACCCAAAGUGCAGGGCAACGACGAGCAGCACAAGCAUCACUGGAUCACGGCCGUCGUUUGGCUGGCCGUCGACAAGUGUCCCGACGAUAUCAACAACUUUUCGCCGCGUGGCGUGGCGUACUCGACGAACCCACAAGGGGCUUUCGACACCACACACACGACCAAUACCCUGUUCGUUAGCUGGGAGAACUCAUCGACAGCAACGCGCCCCAUUCUGGCUUACGAUGCCGGAGUUCCUCUUAUCCCUUCCGCAAAUGGUCCAGAAGGAGCCUUGAGUCCUCCUCUGGUUGCCUGGGAUCGGCUUCCGGCUGCAGCGAAGGAGCAGCUGAAUGGCAUUCGAUAUGAGCACACCAGAGUCCCCUUCAGCGAUGCCAACUUUCAGGGGAUUCUCGACUCUGCUUAUAGCGACACUUUCUUCACUGGCGUUGGUCCGGAUGGCACGGAUUGUGGCGACGAUACGCCAUCGCAGGACGAGAUUGAUCCUGAUUUUGGAGACCCGGUUGCUUCGUCGACUGCGGCGCCCGAGCCCGAAGCCACCGGUCUUUCUAGGUGA